AUGAAACCAGUUGCACUGGAGGCAAAUAUUAAGCCGCCUGGACUGCAUCAGGCUGUUCUAAAUAAUCGUCCGGUACGACUUGAUGCGUCAGACAGCAAGGAUCCAAACACUGGGGAUAAUUCAGGUCUCAGUUAUGAGUGGAAGUGUAAGCCAGUAAACUCAUCUCAAAACGUGUGUCACUUUGGGUCACGACAGAAUAUGUUUCCACUCAAAGGACCAGUCCUGGAAAUACCAGAGAACACAUUGCCUGUACAGAAGACAUUCAACAUCACAGUUAGGGUGAGCAAACCACGGAUACCUAGUGGGACAGCAUCAGUGAUCAUCUUUGUCGCCAGUGGAACCAAGCCAGAGGCCAACAUAACGUGUAAUUUGAACUGUAUUACUAACAAAGUCAUUCCAUCUAAACUUCUGGCACUGGAAGUAAAUUGUGAAAACUGUGGGGCAUUUGCAAUAGUCAUAUCAGCAUAUGUAUGGAAACUAUGGAAACAGACAGAUCUCUUACCGAUGAAGAUACUGCCAUUGUCAGACUGGGUGUCCAAGUCGCCGACUGGAUACAACAAAAAAUCAGUGGUCUUGCCACCAGGGACACUCAAUGCAUCUUCCACCUACCAGUUUGAUCUUCAAAUUUUCUAUAACAAGAAUGCAUCAAAGGUGAAACUUGAAUAUCGGUUUCGUACCAACCAGCCUCCUGAAGGCGGAUCAUGUUCUGUAGAUCCGACGUCUGGCCAGGCUCUCAUCACCAAAUUCACCGUGUCCUGUCCUGGGUACAAGGAUAAUGACUCACCUUUAACAUACAGUGUCUACCUGAAGAAGAAAGGCAAAUCAGAUACUCUCUUGUAUCAAGGAAACGAAGAAACAACUAGUUUAAUACUUGCUGCAGGGCUACCACAGUCCAACUCGUGGCUCGAGUUAACAGUUUACAUUUCAGACUCUUUGGAUACCAGCACAAUAGUCUCGUUAAAAGUGCAGGUUCAGACCCCAAAGGAUGAUAAAAAGCCAUUUCUAGAAUGGUUGAAUGAUGUUUCUAAGGAAGCUGUUCAAGAGAAACCAUCAGAUUUUCUUCAAAGAUCAUUGGGUAUUGUGGAUAUGCUUGAGACAGUAAAACCAGGAACAAAUGCAACUGCAGAAAACGAACUGGAAACAAAUAUUCGUGAGCGGUUGCUCGACAAUCUUGAGAAUGUUAAAGAUGCAGAUAAAGGAAUGCUUCUUCAGAUGAGUGACCUUGUAAACAAGUUAAUUGCACAGAAAGGCGACAUAUCGCCUACAAUGGAGGCAUCCGAAAUUAUCAGCAAUGCAUCAAAGAAUAGUAACCUGAAAAUUAUUGUUCUGAUGCUCAGCAGUUAUCACACAUUCAUGAAUGUAUUUGGAGCAAUUGGAAGUUUGAACAACAUUAUUCGAAGCAGUGAUCACUUCUGGGCUCACCUUGGAUCAGACCUGGUGAUAGAGCAGACAUUGAUGAGACCUCUAAAGAGUACUGAUGGCCUGACAAGAGGAAGUGGAAUGACAGAAGAACAAACGUGCAUUAUGGACAAUGUCUUCCCCCAUAUCUUCAGAAUACAAUGA
Gigantopelta aegis is the source of this 1563-nucleotide messenger RNA. RefSeq names its product sperm receptor for egg jelly-like. Bases 1 to 1563 code for a protein of 520 amino acids. Lineage: Eukaryota; Metazoa; Mollusca; Gastropoda; Neomphalida; Peltospiridae. The record is from RefSeq and is a predicted model, not a curated record. The transcript has 11 exons.